GAUAACUAGUCCCUGUGACUCUUUGGAGAUUUGAGGAUGAAAUAAACCAUUUUUACACUGAGCCCUGAGAAAACACUUUCCAAGACAGGCAGAUAAUAGUCUUCUUCUUCCAGGUGGUCGCUCUCUUGCCAUGUGGCAAUAGUUUUGGGCCUUGUGAGUGCCGUUCUUGUGAGUUUGCUGCUGUUCAAAUGGAUUCUGUGCCAGGGUUCCAGCUGUCUUAACUGCCCCGACCUCUGGAUGGGCUCUGGUGACCAUUGUUAUUACUUCUCAAUGGAGGAAAAGGACUGGAAUUCUAGUCUGGAAUUCUGCUUAGCCAAAGACUCACAUCUCCUUGUGCUUACAGACAACCAGGAAAUGAACCUACUCAAAGGUUUCCUCAAUAAAAACUUUUACUGGAUUGGUCUGAGGAACAAUUCUGGCUGGAGGUGGGAAGAUGGAUCAGCCUUAAACUUCUCUAGGAUUCUUUCAAACAGCUUGAUCCAGAAGUGUGGUGCCAUCAGCAAAGAUGGUCUGCAAGCCUCUAGCUGUGAAGUUCCUUUACACUGUGUCUGUAAGAAGGUCCGACAUUGAUGGCUGGUCAGAUUUGCCACAGGGCUCCCUGAAGAGAGGGAGCUGGUCUCUGGGUGUUGGGAUAACCACGAGAGUACACUUAGUGCCUGCCGACCUUGUAGGAUAUGGCAUUAAAUGUAAGAUGAAUGCAGCUUCCGGACGACUGCUGGUUUUUCGCUGGGCUGGUUUUUUGCUGGGCUCUCUUUAAGAGUAUUUAGAUACGGUCAUAAUAAAUUAAAGACGAGAUCUAGGCAAAUUUGUGAAAUAGGUCAAUUUUGUUUCAGUGUUUCUCACUCUGGUGACUAAGGCUGCCUCCUUUAUCUCCACCCACACCAUCUCUAUCAUUUACCUUUUCUACCUUAUGUUCUGAGCUGAGGUGAUGAAACCUAUGCAAAUACAUGCUGUUGCUAAUGUACUACAGGGCUUCUUUGUGUGCUAAUGGGUUGACAUGUUACUUCUCCCUGAUAAUGUAUUUUUAUCCUAAUGGUGGCCCUUUGCAGAGAAAGCUUUAUUCUAAAGAAUGAUGCCAAUGGUGAGAAAAUAAGUUGUGGAGCCUGCAUGAGAGCAGAGGGGGGCUUUCAGUUUCUCAGCUCUUCACACUUACUUAAAGACUUGGCCUUGACUGAAUUUAGCUUUUCUGAGUAUGCAUAGGUGUGGUUGAAUAAACCAAUGUGGGACUAUAUCUUCUCCAUGUUGUGAAUGUGUAAUUUCCUUGCUAAUUUACCACAGUGGUCAAUCUGAUAAGGCAUUUUUUUAUAGAGGAUAAUUUCCAGAAGCAGUUUGUGUGGUUGACCUCCAAAUUAUUUUAGGCACCGAUGCCUCAAAAAUGAGAAAAAACUUGAUUAUUUCUUUUUUAGUAGUGUUUGGACAUAGAUAAGGAGAGAAGGUGCUGUUCAAGGAUACAGGAGGGAGUAAGGAAGGAAACCAUAUUCUGCACUGCUGAUGAUGCUGGACUGGAAUCUGUUUACUUGUCUUCCUCUUUCAUAGUUUUUUUUUAGUACACGGACUGUAUCUUAUCACUAUUGUAUCUUGAACACCUGAAAUAGUGCUUGUAUUAGUGGCUAUGGAAGAAACGCAGGGAUGAAUAAAAAAUAAGAAUUAAAAAAUUCUUAUUCUAGUUGUUUCUGUUAGUCCACAAGUUAGAGGGAUUAAGGGCAAGAAACACAGUAUAUCUUAGUCCUUCCUCACCCCACCCAUAUGAACAUUCAACAAUUGAUUCUAAAAAGGCAAAGGGCCAGUUUAAUCCAGAUAUAAUGUUCAUAGAAGGAAGUAGUAGAAACCAACUCCUAUCUCCCUCUGAUCUCUUACCUUCGGUUCUAGGGCCUCGGGGUAUCUCUUGGUUAUGGAUGUGAUGCUAACAACUUGA
Rhinolophus ferrumequinum (greater horseshoe bat) is the source of this 1915-nucleotide messenger RNA. It is a transcript of the gene KLRG1, whose product is annotated as killer cell lectin like receptor G1. The coding region runs from base 238 to 570 and encodes 110 amino acids. The record is from RefSeq and is a predicted model, not a curated record. The transcript has 5 exons. Lineage: Eukaryota; Metazoa; Chordata; Mammalia; Chiroptera; Rhinolophidae.